Messenger RNA from Diversispora eburnea, 1359 nucleotides. The record is from the annotation of a GenBank genome assembly. NCBI's taxonomy places the organism in Eukaryota, Fungi, Glomeromycota, Glomeromycetes, Diversisporales, Diversisporaceae.
AUGGCAGAAAUGGAAUUUGGUUGGAAAUUUGCUCAAUGCUUCGGUGACAAGGGCGAGGUCGAGGACAUUACAGAAGAUUCUGUAGAUCUGACAACUAUAUUUCCCUAUGCAGCUGACAUUAUCUCGACCGUAGAAUUUGACCACACUGGUGAUUAUCUUGCCACUGGUGAUAAAGGAGGACGAGUUGUAUUAUUUGAACGUAAUGAUGGGAAAAAAGGUUGCGAAUACAAAUUUUAUACUGAAUUUCAAUCGCACGAACCAGAAUUCGAUUAUUUGAAGAGUUUGGAAAUCGAAGAAAAAAUCAACAAGAUCAAAUGGUGUAAACGACAGAAUGCCGCACAUUUUUUAUUGUCCACUAAUGAUAAAACUAUCAAACUUUGGAAAGUCUUUGAAAAAUCUUUGAAAGUUGUGGCGGAAAACAAUUUAAGUGAUGGAUUACGGCCUCAAAACGGAAGAAUCCAACAAUUGAGGUUACCAAAACUUACACACCACGAUACAAUUAUUGCAGCCGUACCUCGUAAAGUAUAUGCUAAUGCUCACGCAUAUCAUAUUAAUUCUAUAUCCAUUAACUCUGAUGGAGAAACAUACAUAUCUGCUGAUGAUCUAAGGAUUAAUCUUUGGAAUUUGAAUAUUAGUGAUCAAAGUUUUAACAUUGUUGACAUUAAGCCAGUAAAUAUGGAAGAACUUACCGAGGUUAUUACUGCUGCUGAAUUCCACCCAUCUCAUUGUAAUCUUUUCAUGUAUAGUAGUAGUAAAGGAACUAUAAAAUUGAGUGAUAUGAGAACAGCGGCUUUGUGCGACCAACAUUCUAAAAUGUUCGAAGAACAAGAAGAUCCGGCCAACAAGUCGUUUUUCUCGGAAAUUAUUUCGUCCAUUUCUGAUGUGAAAUUUAGUAGAGAUGGACGGUACAUUCUUUCGCGCGACUAUUUGACUCUUAAGAUUUGGGACAUAAACAUGGAAACUCGACCACUGAAAACAAUUAAUAUUCACGAUCAUUUGCGAAACAAGCUUUGUGAUCUAUAUGAAAAUGAUUGUAUUUUCGACAAAUUUGAAUGUACAUUCAGUGGAGAUGGCCAAAAUGUUUUAACCGGAUCAUAUAAUAAUUAUUUUCAUAUUUAUGAUCGAGAAGGUUUAACCGAUAUUGCCCUGCAAGCGGAUAAGAGUGCAUUUAAGGCUAAACGUGUUGGAGCGUCAAGUAAAAGCAAGAUGCUUGCACGAACGAAGAGCAAUAAGAAAGAAGAAAUUAAUGUAGACGCUAUUGAUUUUAAUAAGAAGAUUCUCCACGCUUCGUGGCAUCCAAAUGAAAAUUCGAUCGCUGUGGCUGCCACUAAUAAUCUAUUCAUCUUUACGUGCGUAUGA